GGGUCCGGAGGAGCGAUGGUCACCCGGGAUCGAGCCGAGAAUAGGGACGGCUCCAAGAUGCUGAAGCCGCUUGUGGAGAAGCGGCGCCGGGACCGCAUCAACCGCAGCCUGGAAGAACUGAGGCUGCUGCUGCUGGAGCGGACCCGAGACCAGAACCUCCGGAACCCGAAGCUGGAGAAAGCAGAGAUACUGGAGUUCGCCGUGGGCUACUUGAGGGAGCGAAGCCGGGUGGAGCCCCCGGGUGUUCCCCGGUCCCCAGCCCAGGACGCCGAGGCGCUCGCCAGCUGCUACUUGUCCGGCUUCCGCGAGUGCCUGCUUCGCCUGGCGGCCUUCGCGCACGACGCCAGCCCGGCCGCCCGAGCCCAGCUCUUCUCCGCGCUGCAAGGUUACCUGCGCCCCAAGCCACCUCGGCCGGAACCGGUAGAUCCGAGGCCCCAAGCGCCGCGCCAGCCGCUGGACCCCGCCGCCCCAGCGCCUGGUCCCGCGCUGCACCAGCGCCCCCCAGGGCACAAGGGCCUCCCUAGCCCGCGCUGCGCAUGGUCCCCGUCCCCCUGCUCCCCCCGAGCCGGGGAUUCCGGCUUGCCGGCCCCCCUCACCGGACUGCUGCCGCCGCCGCCGCCGCCGCCUCACAGACAAGACGGGGCGCCCAAGGCCCCGCCGCCCCCGCCGCCCGCUUUCUGGAGACCUUGGCCCUGA
Messenger RNA from Balaenoptera ricei (Rice's whale), 696 nucleotides. RefSeq names its product hes family bHLH transcription factor 7 (gene HES7). Gene Ontology annotation, biological process: regulation of neurogenesis; regulation of transcription by RNA polymerase II; anterior/posterior pattern specification. The coding region runs from base 16 to 696 and encodes 226 amino acids. Gene Ontology annotation, cellular component: nucleus. NCBI's taxonomy places the organism in Eukaryota, Metazoa, Chordata, Mammalia, Artiodactyla, Balaenopteridae. The transcript has 4 exons. Gene Ontology annotation, molecular function: RNA polymerase II cis-regulatory region sequence-specific DNA binding; DNA-binding transcription factor activity, RNA polymerase II-specific; protein dimerization activity. The record is from RefSeq and is a predicted model, not a curated record.